This is a messenger RNA of Austrofundulus limnaeus, 2192 nucleotides long. RefSeq names its product tRNA (guanine-N(7)-)-methyltransferase. Gene Ontology annotation, biological process: tRNA methylation; RNA (guanine-N7)-methylation. The record is from RefSeq and is a predicted model, not a curated record. Gene Ontology annotation, cellular component: tRNA methyltransferase complex. Gene Ontology annotation, molecular function: tRNA (guanine(46)-N7)-methyltransferase activity. Lineage: Eukaryota; Metazoa; Chordata; Actinopteri; Cyprinodontiformes; Rivulidae.
CUCAGUAAGAUGUUCUUCCUCUUUCCCGACCCACACUUUAAGAAGACCAAACAUAAAUGGAGGAUCAUCAGUCCUACCUUGUUGGCAGAAUACGCCUACGUACUGAGAGUUGGGGGUUUAGUGUACACCAUAACAGAUGUGGAGGAAGUCCACCUCUGGAUGGUGAAACACUUCGCCGAACAUCCUCUGUUUACACGGGUCACAGAAGAAGAACUGGUGGAUGAUAUUAUUGUAGGUCGUCUGGGGUCGUGUACAGAAGAAGGGAAGAAAGUGCAGAGGAACGGCGGGAAGAAUUUCCUCGCAAUUUUCCGUAGGAUUGAAGAUUCGUGCUAAGACCAAAUGUAAAAGAAAACAUUUUUUUUUUGUUUGUUUUUUGUAUUCAUGAACAAUAUUAUAAAUAGACUUUAAAAAAAUAACUUUUUCAUGCAAUGUGUCCUUCGGUCCUCUGGGGAAAUAUGUGGGACAAAUGUCAUGGUUUUUUUUAAAGAAAGAGUUCAGAUUUGUUAUUUUUAACCACACUGAUGAGCUCAGAACAAAUCUGCAGAUAUAACAAACGUCUUCAAACAACUACAAUGUGAAACGUUUCAUAGCGAGUCCUACGAGAAUUAUUUUAUAAAGUCAAGUUGUCUUCAGUUUUGCAUUGCAACAUAUUUUUUAUAGAAUUCUGCAGCACAAACACUCGCAGCAGCAGUUAGCUGUAGCCUUGCAGCAGGAACAUCUUAAUGUAUCGUUUAGUUUUCACCUAAAUCAGUAUAAAAUAUUUCAACCGGAGUUGUUUUUUUACAGUACUGCAGCUUUGGUCUUGGCUACGCUCGGACUAGCUGUUAGCUCAUCAAUUUGUUUUGACCUAGCCAUUAAACAUGUAGGAUAUAAUAAUUGCUCAUAAAACACCACUUCAAAAGACCUGAACCAUCCUUUUAAUUUCAACUGAUGAGUUUAAGUUUGACUCAACUAAACAGCUAUUGAGACAAGAUGUAAAUGUUUUGUUUAAAUCAUUUAAUUUACUAAACUUUGAAGGCUAGUUUUGUUGCAGGUUUCGUUUUCUAUCUGCAAAAAAACAGAUUCUAACCUUUUUACAUUUACCUUGUUUGUGUUGAAUCACUGUCUGUUUGAUUGGCAGCUCAAUCUGUCAAAUUUAAUAUGAUGAGUAAUUAUCUUUAUCAGGCUAUCUGUGAAGUGUAAAUCACAGUCUGGUUACAGGAGCAGUAGCUCUCAGUGUGUUUAUUUUGGGAUCCUGGCUGUAUAUUAUAGGCUGGUAUUUUUGGUCUGUCAGGAGUUUAGAAACGGGAUGGUGCAAGUCUGAAAGCCCUGCUGCUGCUUCAGGCUGCAGUGGUUGUGAACAGGACAGCACAUGCCUUAACGAUGGAAACCCAGACACUGGAAAAAUUAAGCACAAGAUUUGAAGCACUCAAACUGUAACAAUUCCACAAAUAAAAAAAUAAAUAAAACAGCAAUAAUCCUUUGUUCUUUUGAGAUUAGGACAUUUUGUUGUAUUUAAAAUAUAAACCUAAAAUGUAUCAUGAGCUACUUUUUUUCUCUUUAUAUGUUUCUUGAAGUUGGACAGAAGAUUUGUCGAGACUAGGCUAAUAAACAAAAAACAAAGAUCUAAAAAAAUUAUUCAUAAUGAAAUAUCAUUUAACUUUUCCAUUUAGACAUUUAAUUUAGCGUUUCUUCUUUAGGUUGUAUAAUUGGAGUGUUUGCGCUGGCUAUUUUGAUUUAUGAUUAUGUUGGUUGUUUUUAAUAUGUUUUUAUUUAAUUUUAUUUGACAGUAUUCAUUUUUCAUGUACAUAGUUUUUUUAGGACUAGGCUCUGCUCAGGCAGAGAUUAAUGGGGAUCUUAAAAAAAUUGACAAAAUAAACCAACACGAGCUGGUUUUAUGUAAAUUUUGAAAACCAAAUUAUAUUUAAACGCCUUGCAGCUUUAAAAUCAACAUAAUUGACUGCGUUUUGGUGUUUCUUCUUUGUAUUGCAGCAUUUCCUUAAAGAAUUAGUCUGGUCAUUUUUAAAGUUAGCCUGUGUUUUGUUAGAUUAAUUAAUACAUUAAUGAAGGAAAAGCAGAUUUGUUAUGGCUAGGCUAAUGGCUAAUCAAACUGGUUUUAUUUUGGUUUAUGAGGCAUUUAAAACAGCUCUUUCUUUAAAAAACAUGAUUGUGGAAGAAGACUGGUAGUUAAUAAUAAACCUUAACAAUUUUCA